Molecule: messenger RNA, 1506 nt
Organism: Hemicordylus capensis (graceful crag lizard)
Lineage: Eukaryota; Metazoa; Chordata; Lepidosauria; Squamata; Cordylidae
Product: claudin-34-like
Exons: 2
Coding region: 189-1253 (354 amino acids)
Biological process (GO): cell adhesion; bicellular tight junction assembly
Cellular component (GO): bicellular tight junction; plasma membrane
Molecular function (GO): structural molecule activity
Source: RefSeq, a predicted model, not a curated record
ACAAGCGAGUGCUUGCCAAUCAUUUUCAAGCAGUGUUUGCUGCCUGAAAGGGUCUAUUCUCCUUUCUCUCCCUCCAGAGGUGACAUCAUGUGACAUCAUGCGCAAAGGGGACAUGACCUCAAGCUCCAAGGAGCCCGAGCGAGCGCUUCUGUGUCAUUUCAGGCAGCGCUUGCUGCCUGAAAGCAUCUAUGCCAGAGGUCCAACCAUACUGGACAGGUCUCACCAGAGGAGCCAGACAAAGAGUGCCUCUCCCAUCAACAAUAUGUAAAUCUGCAGUUUCCAAGAUGGGCGACGUCGUAAUGAAUACUGUAGCAUCAACUGGUGCAGUAUUAAAAAUUAAGAAAUGCCUGGCUGAGGUCAGCUUCUUUCAACUUUGUGCCUUUUUCCUGAGCCUUAGUGGAUGGCUUAUGUGUAUGACAUCCGCAAUCCUUGUCCAGUGGAGAGUGUGGCACUUUAGUAACCACUAUGGUGGAACCAGCAUUGCUUGGAUUGGGAUUUGGGAAAUCUGCCGUGUCGAUGAAGAUCCGUCUAUUGAUAAGCAAAAUCGCAUGAACUGUACAGCAUUCAGCAAUCUACACACCUUCCUCCCCAGUGAGAUUAUAGCUGCCCAGAAUCUCAUGGUACUCGCUACCAUUGCGGGGGCAGUGCAAACAGGCUUUCUCUCUGUGGCCUUCUCAAAUAUAUAUAGGAAGGAAAAACAGAGAAAACAUGUUGCCAACCUUUUUUUGAUUGCAGGCCUUCUAAAUUUAUCAUCGGGAAUAGGUGUCUUCAUUCCAAUUGUUUGGAAUAUGGUUUCCGUCUUGUCAGAAGCACCAAUUUUCUUCCCUGAAGAUUUCCAUUUACCACAUAAACCAGAAUACCAGUAUGUUGGAGCUGCGCUUUUGGUUGGGCUGAUUUCUGCUAUUUUCCAGAUCUUGAGCGGAUGUUUUAUUCUGCGCAGUAAGCAUUUGGCAGUCAAGAAAAUAUCAGCAAUGGCAACAGAGGCAUCUGCAAGGGCAAGUGAAACCACUCUUUGUCAAAAGUGUUCAUUGUCCUUAGUGCCUAAAACCCCAAAGCCAGAGGAAUCUGCUUCUGUGACCAUCGAGAGCCCAUUGGACGUGCGACGCACUGAAAACCCAUCUGUGAUUGUCCAGAUGGAUAACUUCUCUGAAGACGUGACCAAUCCCAGGGAGCCUGUUCCAUCAUUGCCCCAAAGUCACAUUAUAUUGGUGACUCCAUACAUUGAACCAACAGUUGGUGAUGAAUCUAAAUAAUCAGAUUCUAAACACACCAGGACAUGAACUGUGAACAUUUGAAAGUUAUUGCAACCUUUGAAAGGGAUAGUGGGUCUGUUUAUGUUGCAGGAAUAUUUAUUUGUUUGUUUGUUUGUUUAUUGCUGUAGGGGUUGUUUUUAUACUUUGGGGAUAACUUUUGUGCUGUUAACAAUAAUGGUUGUUUUCAUGGUAUAGGCUACUAUUAUCUUUGAUAGUUUUGUGUUUCUCACCUUUUAUUAAAAAUAUCCACCUA